CUUCUCUUGCCUGUGUAGUGGAGACUAAUGUAACGCUGUCACCACUAUAACAGCAUCAACACACACCACCCUCAUCUACACUUCCGCAACUGCUGUCAGAUGCCGUCGCCCGGCGUGUUUCUCUGGACAGAGCGGAAUUAAGGACACAUUUUCGGCCUGCUGGACCGCGGACACCUGAGACGCUCACGCAGGAAAAGAGGAAGAUGCCAGUGACGAUGUGGAUGAUUUUCAGUGUAAAGGUUUAGAGUGAGAUUUGACUGGUAAAUCAUCAUUUGGGAAGGAUGGCUGCAACUACGCCCACCUCGGCCCCACCUCCCAAAAAGAGCAGAGGAAAACAGGAAGUAGAAACUUUACAGGCAGCCAAUGAAGAGCUGAGAAGCCGAUUGAGCGACUUGCAAAAUGAACUGCAACAGGAAAGAGGCAAGGUGGGUAAAUUACGGGAACGUUUGCAAGAGUUACGGGCCCAACGAGAGACUGAGCAACACAAGCACUCGGUUGCUCUCACUGAGCUCCGUGUCAAGCUCCAUGAGGAGAAGCAGCGAGAGGUGGCAGCCACACGAGAGAGCCUAUCCCGGCAACACGAGACCGAGUUGGCCCGGGCAGGACGUCUCCGUGAGACAGAACUGGCCCGUCUUCAGGCGCUAGUGUGUAUUUUACGGGACGGAGCCAGCAGCGAGCUACGUAAUGCCCUGAAGGAGGAGGCACGAGAGGAGGCCCGCAGGAGCUAUGAAGCAGAGAAACUCAGGCUUACGCAGGAGCUGCAGGAGGCAAAGACAUCACGGCGGCAAGCAGAGGAGGCGCUGUCCAAUGCUGUGCAGGCGGACAGAGCCAAAGCUGCUGAUCUCAGGGUGGCCCAUCAAGCUCAUCAGGAUGAGAUCCAGAGAAUCAAACGCGAGAGUGAGAGAGAAAUCCGGAGACUGAUGGACGAGUUGAAGAGCAGAGAUCGUGUGGUACAGUCACUGGAAAAAGAGCUGGGUGUACAGGCGGGUCAAACACAGCGUUUACUGCUGCAGAAAGAGGAAUCAGAGCGGCAUUAUGGGAGUCCGAAGAGAGAGGUGGCGCCGUCUCUCGGGGAAAACUCAGACUCUGUCAAUAACCAGGAUGUGGAUGAGAAGGAUGUACGCAGAUUUCAGCUGAAGAUUGCUGAGCUGCAGGCAGUCAUCAGGAAACUAGAGGACAGAAACACUCUGCUCUCAGAUGAGAGAAAUGAACUGCUGAAACGAGUGCGAGAAACAGAUGCAGAGAUAAAGCCUCUCAUGGAGAAGAAUAAACGGCUAAAUAAAAAGAAUGAAGAGCUGCAGCAGACUCUACAGCGCAUGGAAGACAAACUGAAGACACUCAGCAGAGAGAGCGCAGAACAGAAGGAGAAAUCCCAGCAGAACUUGCAGCCAGGUGGGCUGAAGAGACACACCUCUCUAACAGACCUGAGUCAUGCCCACGAGCAACAGGAAGUCGAGUAUCUGCGGUUGCAAAUCAAUGAACAGCGUGGCGUUAUAGAUGAGCUCACACAGGAAAGGGACAGGCUGAUAAUCAACAAAAAGAACAGGCGAAAAAACAUCAAGUUGCCCAAGAGGCAUGUUGUGGAGACAUAUUUUGGAUUUGAUGAAGAAUCUGUAGAUUCUGAAACGUCAUCUCUGACAUCAUAUAACACCGACCGCACAGAUCACACCCCUGCCACCCCUGAAGAGGAUCUUGAGGAUGGCUUUUCCCGGGAGGAGGCGGAGCUGCGUUUUCGACAGCUGACACGAGAGUAUCAGGCACUACAGCGAGCUUACGCACUACUGCAGGAGACUACAGGGCCUCUGGACCCUGAGAGACACUGCAGGACACGGGAGCAGCUGCAGACGGAGCUGAUUGGCUGUCAGGCACGGAUUGCCGACCUGGAGCGGAGCUUGGCAGAGAAGGGGCAGGACUCAAAGUGGGUGGAGGAAAAGCAAAAUCUUCUCAGGGUGAACCAGGAACUCAGAGAAAAGAUAGUAUUGCUGGAGCAGUGUGAAAUGCGAUUACGCUCGGAUGUUCAAGACACCCUGGAUCAGAAUGAGCUGCUUGAAUUCCGCAUUCUAGAACUGGAAGAAAGGGAACGUCGUUCUCCUGCCUUUAACCUGCAAAUCUCUGCCUCUGAAAACAACAGUAGCCUACAGCUACACUGCCAGCAAGAGGGUGUCAAGGAUGUCAUCAUUCCUGACCUCAUGAAAAAGCUUGACAUUCUUGGAGAUAAUGGGAACUUGCGAAAUGAGGAGCAGGUGACAGUCAUUCAAGCAGGCACUGUGCUGUCUUUAUGUGAAAAGUGGCUGAAGCAGAUCGACAGCACUGAAGCAGCGCUGACACAGAAGAUGAUUGAUCUGGAGAAUGAGAAGGAGCUGUUCAGUAAACAGAAGGGUUUCCUGGAAGAGGAACUAGACUACAGGAAGCAAGCUCUUGAUCAGGCCCAACUGAGGGUGCAGGAGCUGGAGGCCACAUUAUACGCUGCCCUACAGCAGGAUCCAGACAGCUGUGUGGGGGAGAGUUUGAGUGACAGACAGCGAGCGAAGCUGGCUGAGUCAAUGGAUGCAGUACGGAGACAGAUCCUGAGGCAGAGUCGCCAUGCUGACACGCUCGUUCUACAACAGCGCAUGGAGCUUCUCCAGUCUGCGCAGCAGAGGAUCAGAGAACUUGAAGAUAAGAUUGACAUGCAGAGGAGACAAAUCAAAGAGAUUGAAGAGAAGGUGUGUAUGGAUGUGUCCUUCUCUCAUGUUUAUCAGAGUGUUAGAUCAUGUUCUGGAUAGGUGCUGUCUCUUAAAUGUUAAACUUUAAAUACAGUAGUUGUUGGAUGUGCAUUGGGCUGAAAUGAAUUCUUAAUAUAUAAAUGCAAAUUGGGCUAUAAGACUGAUUCCUCUUCUCCUCUCCUCUCUCUUGUUUGAAAUUUGUGUUUAUUAUAAUUUGUAGUUUUUGUUCCUUUUCUUGUUUUUCUCCCUAGCUUUUAUUCUCUGGCCUUAAAACCCACACACAUCAUAUUCUCUCUCUAUAUCUUCCUCUGUCUCUCACUCUCUUUCUCAAACACACACAGGUGCAGUAUCUAGGUGAAAGAUACAAACUCGUCUUGUAUGACACAAUCAUUCCUCAGUUUGUUGUACAAAACAUGUUUUUAAAUAUUUUAUGAAACGUUUCCAAAGAGAAACAUUCGUAUUUCAAACGUUCCAGAAGCUGCUUAAUUUUGUUUUGUCUGAUUGAAAAUAGUGUGAACAAAUAUAAAUGAAUGCACCCUAAAUAUUUGUUAUAAUGAGUAUUUAAAGACACUUUAGCACUUGUCAGACUGCUUUUAGUUUCAACAAAUAAAGUUGUAUUUUUUUCACAUGUGCACUUGAAGACUUUAUUAAAAUAAUGGAUAAUUGUACAUUAGAAGUUUAAUCAUAAGUUUAAAUCAGGUGUGAAUAGGACAAUGUUGCAUAUUCUUUAACUGAGCAAGCAAGCUAUCGUUUAGAUCAGCCAAUAGGUGGCGGUAAAGAAUAAUAAAUAAUCUGUCCCUUAUCCUUUUGUUGUCUGGGAUGGGCAGAGGACUGCAGACUGUCUCACUCACCUGACCUGAGUUCAUCUCACUGUGCUAGACUUACCACAUUGAGAUGACAAACUUUCUUAGUCCCAUCAGAGAAUGUGGCAGACUGUUGAUUACAAAAAAAAAAGCAUGUGAGGAGAAGGUGCAGCCAGAAAAGUAUGGAUGUGUGUGUUAAUGAAAGGAGGA
Messenger RNA from Labeo rohita (rohu), 3718 nucleotides. RefSeq names its product janus kinase and microtubule interacting protein 1 (gene jakmip1). The transcript has 20 exons. The record is from RefSeq and is a predicted model, not a curated record. The coding region runs from base 282 to 2765 and encodes 827 amino acids. Gene Ontology annotation, molecular function: kinase binding; microtubule binding; GABA receptor binding. Lineage: Eukaryota; Metazoa; Chordata; Actinopteri; Cypriniformes; Cyprinidae.